Messenger RNA from Triticum urartu, 2961 nucleotides. It is a transcript of the gene PPR40, whose product is annotated as pentatricopeptide (PPR) domain protein 40. The record is from RefSeq and is a predicted model, not a curated record. NCBI's taxonomy places the organism in Eukaryota, Viridiplantae, Streptophyta, Magnoliopsida, Poales, Poaceae. Gene Ontology annotation, molecular function: protein binding.
GCGCUGGUGGCGGAGGUCAGGGGCUGCGGGUGCGAGGUCUCCGAGGAGCUGCUCUGCUCCAUGAUCGCCAGCUGGGGCAGGCUGGGCCUCGCGCAGUACGCGCACGAGGUGUUCGUGCAAAUGCCGCGCCUCGGGCUGAGGCCCAGCACCGCGGUGUACAACGCCCUGAUCGCGGCGUCCGUGAGGGCUGGCGCCGUCGACACGGCGUACCUCAGGUUCCAGCAGAUGCCUGCGGACGGGUGCCAGCCGGACUGCUUCACCUACAACACACUCGUUCACGGGGUCUGUCGUAGUGGGAUCGUCGAUGAGGCGCUCCGGCUGGUGAGGCAGAUGGAGGGCGUCGGGAUCAAGCCGAAUGUGUUCACUUACACGAUGUUGGUUGAUGGGUUCUGCAAUGCUGGCAGGCCAGAGGACGCACUUCAUGUGUUCAAUACGAUGAAGGAUAAGGGUGUAUCACCGAACGAGGCCUCGUACAGGACUUUGGUUCAUGGUGCAUUCCGGUGCUUGGGGAGCCACAAGGCGUAUGAGAUGCUUAGUGAGUGGAUAGGACGUCAGCCUCCACUGCACCCAAGUGCGUGGCAUACUAUGCUGUAUUGCUUAUCAAAGAAUGGGAUGGCCAAAGAGGUAGUUGAGGUCGUGAAGAAGAUGAAAACUAGGGGUCUUCUCCUUGACAAUGCAAUGUUUGGCAUUGUGGUCUCUUGUGCUGUGAAGUGCCUGGAGUUGAGUGAUUUGUGUGAGUUGGUUGAUGAUUUCGUAAAGAAAGGCGGGAAUCCUGGAUUUCAUGUCUAUAUUAUGAUCAUCAAAUCCUUACUGGACUGCAGAAGUUCUUCAAAGGCAAACCACUAUUUAGAGCGCAUGGUUUUGGAUGGGCUCUUGUCUAGUGUGGCAUCUUAUAACAUGGUGAUAGAUUGCUUUGUCAAGGAAGGUGCAGUGGAUAGGGCAGUGGAGAUUAUAAAACAGAUGCGAGAGAAAGGUUUCCUUCCAAACCUUGUUACCUUUAAUAUACUGAUAAGUGGUUACUCAAAGUUAGGGGAUGUACAUAAUGCAAAGGCCGUUCUUAAGAUGCUUAUGGAACAUGGUUUCAUGCCAGAUAUCAUUACUUUUACCUCCCUCAUUGACGGGCUAUGCCAUGCCCAUCAAAUGGAUGAUGCGUUUGAUUGCUUCAGUGAGAUGGCAGAGUGGGGUGUUAGACCAAAUGCUCAUACUUACAAUGUACUAAUGCGUGCGCUUUGUUCAGUAGGGCAUGUUAACAAGGCCAUUGAUCUUCUUAAUAAAAUGAAAAUAGACGGCAUUACUCCCGAUGCAUAUUCCUUCAAUGCUCCCAUUUUGAGUUUUUGCAGAAUGAAGAAAGUAGAUAAAGCUCGUAGUAUUUUUAAUGCCAUGCUGAGAUUAGGUGUUGUUCCAGACGGUUACACAUGCAACAUCCUGAUUAAAGCUCUGUGUGAUGAAAGAAGAGUUGAUGAUGCCAAAGAAAUUCUAGCUGCAACAGAGUCUAGUUGCUGUACUGUGACCGAUCAUCAUCACUCAUACUGGCCAAUUGUUUCUGCACUUACUAAAAUGGGUCGAUUCAGUGAGGCAGGACAGUUGAUGAACAAAUGUCACAUCAGAAAUGUUCAGUUGGAUUGUGGUUCUAAUCGUACCAGAGAGCCUGCAAUGCAUGCCUGAGUUGUCAAUGUGUGAGUUGUGAUUUGGUAUCUAGGUGCUAUUUGGUACAUGAAUGAUGCCCUCCUCCUGCAAUGAAGGCUCACAACAGGCUCAUCUUUGCUAAGAUGAAUCACUUGGAACUUCUCGGCACCCAUUGCUUUGUAUUGCAUUUCAGGAAUGAUAUGGAUUUGCACAUUUGCAUCUGAAAAUCUUUGCAGAAGAAGUCAGUAUGUUUCUUCUAGCUCUUUGCAUGUUUCGGUGAAUUCUCUACUUAAAGGGAUGAACUUCAUGCAAAAAUUUAUAGCUGCUUUUAAUUUGCGAAUACUGGAGAGGAAAGGCGCAAGCUAACAAAAAGUGAAUUUCAUGUACUUCUAGGACUAGUUUCAUUUUAUUUUGGGUUGUAUAUGAAAAUUGAAGUAAAGAGGAUUAGGAAAUUUAGUUUGAAACAAAGGGUAGUCAGAAAUUUCUAGUAGUCCUCAGUAAGCAUGUAACAUCGGGUGCAAGAUUCCUAUAGUUCUAUGUACUUUUAGAGUCUUAAAGCUGCUCACACACAAAUUUGACCGUGGAGACGGUGAUGCUUUCUGUAUUGAAUUUGGAUGGCAGAAGUAUCCCAAGAAGUGCAGUCUGUAGCUUAAUAUUAUGUGUGCUGCGAAAAGUUAUGUGUGCCUUGGCAUAUUAAGAAGCGACCUUGGAGUGGUAAUAAAAGAUGCAACACAGCAAUGUUCAAUGUAGCUGCACUAAUUUGUCUCACCUUCUCAUUGAAGAUGAAGACUUUAUUAAAAAAUUCUCAUUUAUCUCAUUGUUUUCUUGCAAGGCUGCUGAUUUCCAAAAGGAUUCUUAUGCUUGUGUGCAAAUGCUGUUCUUUUGGGAAACAAACAUUCCACAUCAUGCAAACUCGAUGCUGUGGAGGAUAAUUGCUUCCAAAUCCUCCUUGAGUAUCUGGUGUUUCAGACUGCACCCCAACAGCGCUCCAUGAUGACUAUGUCUACCGGUCAUGGGGGAGUUUCUUAUGUGAAUUCUCAUCGCUGCUCACUUCUGUUCAACCUGACGGGGGCUAGCUUCUGUUCUUAUUCAUGACCUGUUCAUGGUGAGGAGGUGCGUUAUUCUGGUCUUGAGGCUACUUAGAGCGUUGAACUGACACCUGGAGAUGAAUAACGCCGAUUCACAUAUGUGGCCUCCUGUACCCAGUUGUUACAGCUGUAUAUACACCAAUUGUUGCAGUUGUAUAUACAGUUGCUGAUAGAAUUGAUUCUAGAAACUACAUUCGUUACUUCAGACCAGGAUGCAUAUAUAAAGCUUAAUUGUUCAGACGUCUCC